Messenger RNA from Symbiodinium pilosum, 559 nucleotides. The record is from the annotation of a GenBank genome assembly. Lineage: Eukaryota; Dinophyceae; Suessiales; Symbiodiniaceae.
AACGCGCAUAAAUGAACUCGAUUUCGAAUUCAUCGAUGGAGGGCCUGACCUGGAGCAGCAGUUGGAUAGCGUGGACAGCUGGACUGCCCUCAGAGAAGCCGUGGAGCUAUCCUUGAGCCGGCAAAACUUGGACACGCACCUGUGGUGGCGCCACGCUGCGGAUGCCCGCAAGCGCCUUCUGGAUGGGAAGUCUACCAUCCGGAGUUCUGAAGAUGCUGCCGAUGCUACGGCCGUGAUUUUGGCAUGUGCUCGGGCGAAAGUAGUUCUGGAAGGAUCCUGGGUUGACGUCUGGUACUGUGUGGAGCUUGCAGAUUUGGCGAGGGCAAUGGCGGCCUACGCCUGCGUGGGUCUGCCGGCUACUCGUCCCUCGCUGGAUGAUCCAGUAUUCCAGGAAGUGGAAUCCCAAUUGCAGCAUCUGGAAGUCUCUGCCCAUGAUGCAGCUAUCAUUCUUUGUGCGCAGCGACGGUGCGGACGACUGUCUGCUGAAGUUGUCAGGGACCUCUGGCGGAGAUCUAUGGAUGGCAGGUUAAGCGAGUUGAGUCCGAUCCUUUUGGCUGCA